This is a messenger RNA of Notechis scutatus (mainland tiger snake), 756 nucleotides long. It is a transcript of the gene FOXL3, whose product is annotated as forkhead box L3. Lineage: Eukaryota; Metazoa; Chordata; Lepidosauria; Squamata; Elapidae. The record is from RefSeq and is a predicted model, not a curated record. Gene Ontology annotation, molecular function: RNA polymerase II cis-regulatory region sequence-specific DNA binding; DNA-binding transcription factor activity, RNA polymerase II-specific. Gene Ontology annotation, biological process: regulation of transcription by RNA polymerase II; anatomical structure morphogenesis; cell differentiation.
GAGCUAAAAGAAAUCCAAGAGGGAAAAAAAAGAAUGUUUGAUAACACACAAUACCCUUAUAACUGCUUUAAUUAUGAUGGAGAGGAUUACCCAGCCUGCACUUCAGAUGAAGAAAAAAGAUUCACCAGACCUGCUUACAGCUACAUAGCUUUAAUCGCCAUGGCCAUUCAGCAGAGUCCUUCCAACAAGGUGACUCUUUCUGGCAUCUACGAUUUCAUUAUGAAGAAGUUCCCGUACUAUCGGACGAAUCAACGAGCCUGGCAGAAUUCCAUUCGUCACAACCUGUCUCUCAACAGCUGUUUUGUCAAGGUUCCCCGAGCCGAAGGCAAUGACAAAGGCAAAGGAAAUUACUGGAGUUUUGCCACCGGGUGUGAAUCCAUGCUGGAUUUGUUUGAAAAUGGGAAUUACAGGAGGCGAAGGAGGCGGAGUGUGAAAAGGGAUCAAAGGAUGGCUGGAGAAAAAGCUGCCUUGCCUACUUUGUCUUCCGCCGAUUCCGUCUUUCCCGAAAUCUCCUGCCCUGGGGAGAGUUUGGAAUCCCAACCGCUCCAAUCUUCAGAGCCCGGUGAGUUUUUUCCAAGAGCUGCCGCCAGCCGACAGAGCCCAAACAUCGGAAAAUCUGACUCCGAAAUUAAAUUUAGCAUUGAUUACAUUCUUUCAUCUCCAGACCCACUGCCAGUCCUGCGAUCCCCAUACCAUGUGCAAGAUAAUAAAUACCACCUCUUGGAUGUUCAACAGGUUCAGUUUUGGACAUUGUGA